Molecule: messenger RNA, 1340 nt
Organism: Fusarium oxysporum Fo47
Lineage: Eukaryota; Fungi; Ascomycota; Sordariomycetes; Hypocreales; Nectriaceae
Product: ubiquitin-related domain-containing protein
Exons: 4
Coding region: 219-1172 (317 amino acids)
Molecular function (GO): protein binding
Source: RefSeq, a predicted model, not a curated record
CUUUGGUUCCAGCAUCAAAGGACAACUCAGUGCAAAGGCAUAUUCCACCUUGAAUUUAUUCACGACUGUGAAUUUUUGCCUGUCUCACCAGUUUGCUGAUACUCAAAUAAUCAAGAUCUCAUCUCUUCAUUCUUUCCAUCUUCAUCUGCUCAACUCAUCAACAGUUGCCCCUCAUCCAACCCCACUAUCACCAACUCUUACUAAACAACACCGCCAAUAUGCCUUCUGAUCUCGAUACCCUGCUCGAUAUGGGCUUUGACAAGGAGCGUGCUGAGAUAGCCGUCAAGAAGACUGGAGGCCUUCAGGGCGCUCUUCAGUGGCUUGAGGACAACCAGGACAAGCCUAUUGAUGAGAUCAAGGUUGCUGCUGCUGCGAAGGAAGAGAAUGAUGACGAGGAGGACACGGAAGCCAAGAUCGCAGAGCUCGAGACUGGCACUGCCAAGUCAUUGAUCUGCAAUGACUGUGGGAAGCGAUUCAAGAACCAUGAUCUGGCUACCUAUCACGCGACCAAGACCGAGCAUACUGACUUCUCGGAGUCAACAGAGGAGAUUGCCCCUCUAACCGAAGACGAGAAGAAGGCCAAGCUUGAGCAACUUCGCGAGCGCCUCGCCGCCAAGAGAGCACUUCAAUCUGUCAAGGACAAGGAAGAUCACAAGCGCAACGAGCAAAUUCGCCAAAAGUCUACCAAGGAGAGCCAAGAAGCAAAGGAAGAGCUGGCCCGCAAGCAAGCAGUCAAGGAAGCAGCCCAGAAGCGACAAGAGAAGCUCGAAGAUCAGGAGGCCAAGAGGCGCAUCAAGGCAAAGAUCGAGGCCGACAAAGCUGAGCGACGCCGAAAGGCAGAGGAGGCCAAGGCAGCCCGUGAGGGUCGAGCUCCUCAAGUCGAGGCUGCUACUCCUGGUGGCGCUGCUGCUGUCGCGGCCGCAUCCAAGCCCAAAAGUAACCACAACGAAGCCCGACUCCGACUACAGACCGACGGCGGAAACAUCACCAAGACCCUGCCGGCUGAGACGACACUGUUCGAACUGGCGCAACAGCUGCAGAGCGAGACAGGGAAUGCUGUAUCAAGCUUUACGACUACGUUCCCCCGCAAGACCUUUGAGGGUGACGUCGAUUUCUCCAAGACCCUGAAGGAAGCAGGAUUGGUUCCGUCAUCCGUCCUGAUCGUCAAAUAAAUUUCUGACGUUGACAUGAAAGAUUGUGCAUGGCGCGGCGUUGGUGGGGACAUGGGAGAUGAAUCUGUAGUACUACGAAGAACAGAGAAAAGUCCUUUAGGUAGAGUUAGAGCAGACAAGAGGACGACAACAUUCGUCCUGAUCACAAUCACAAUCGCUGGCACUCUG